CCGCUGGUGCAGCUGGGGUGUGCCCUGGCCCGCCGGUCGGGAGGUUGGGCGAGAGGCCUGGGAGGCUGUCGGGCGGAGGACCGGCCGACUUGGCCUGGCUGGCCCAGUAGGGAAGGACUGUGGCAGGGAGCGCGGGAAGGUGGCGAAAGACGCGCAGGGCCGCGAACGCGGACGUGGUUCCGCCUGCGGGAGGACUGGAAUGGUGGUCGGGGUGCGAUCCCUCUUCUGGGCUGGCUCUGUGGCAGCCAUUGAGUUGCCCACCCCGGAGCCCUGAGUUCGCACUUGGCGGGCCCAGGGCUAACUUGCCUGUUUCAUCAGCGAAUGCCUUCCCGAGGGCGGUGCUGGGUGCAGCUCACGUUUCUUUGCAGAUACCAUUUCGAUCUUGUCCAACAAAAUAACUGAACACUACGUGUCCUUUUUUUUUUUUUUUUUUUUUUUUUUUUUGAUGUGCAGGAUAAAUGCUGAAAAUAGGACAGUGUUUAGUCACUGUAUACUCUGCUAUCAUGUGCGGAAUAGCACAGGUGUUAAAAUUAUUGUCAUUUCUAGUUUUUCAGGUUGUUACAGCAGAUCACCAAAUUUCCUGAAAGAAAUUAAUUUCUUACAAAGACAGUGUGUGGUUUGUUAAUCCAGAGGAAAUUGUUCGGAAUUUUAGCUAAUAACAUCUGAUUAUAAGGUGUCACAAAAAAGUGAUACCUUAGCAGGAGUCCCCAAUUUAUCAGUGGAUUUUAAUUUCACAAGUGCAUUUAUAGGUCGCCUCUUUAAAGUAUUUUCUAUAAAAGCAUGAUACAAAUGGAGGGUAAAAUAUUGUUAUGUUCCUUAUCUAUAUAUACAGAGUCUGCUAAAAAUAUGUGUACAUAUGUAAGGAAGAGAAAAAGUUGUAACUUAGCUAUGGUGGUGCACACAUCUUAAUCCCAGCGUUCUGGAGGCUGAAGCAGGAGGAUCAUUGCAAGUUCGAGACCAACCUGGGCUACAAAGGGAGCUGGAGACUAGCCUGAACAACAUAGUGAGACCUUGUCUCAAAAAGACAAAAGGCCAAACAACAACAACAACAACAAAAAGAACCCUUGGGAGGUUCAAGCUAGCCUUGGAAACACUUUGUAGCCUAGGCUGGUCUCAAAUUUGCAACAAUCUGCCUACUUAAACUUUCCAAGUGCUGGGAUUACAGAACUGUGCCACUGCACCCAGCUCUAAGAGGCAGAUUCUUUAAAAAAAAAAAAAAAUUGUUCCAAAAGCUGUACCUGCUGCCAACUACCUAUGGCCCCAGGUGUUUUGGAGGCUGAGGCAGGAGAAUUAUUUGAUGGCAGGAGUUUGAGACCAGACUGGGAAACAUAGCAGGACCUUUUAUGAAAAAUAAAGCAAAACAAAACAAAUAAAACAAGUUUACAAAAAAAAAAAACGCACUUGGUUGAAUAUUUUAUUAAUAGUUAAUUUAUUGAGGCAUCAUAAGAUUAAUACGUUACGUUUGGUCUCUACAACAAGUACCCAAAGUGGUGCUUAUUAGUUUCCUGACAUUUAUUAGUACAUUGAACUGCUGCUGCAUGGGUCACCUUGGUCGCUAAGACUGCUGCCCAUGCAUUUUCAAUUUCUUCUCUAAGGGCCAGCAGUGUAGUGGGUUAGGGUAGCAGUGUAGUGUCCUGCGAUACAGGACAUCCUUUAGGGUCCUCCACAGAUAAAGUAUUAAAAUACUGAUAAAAGUUUUUCUAAAAUGUGUGUACCUUUUUUGGGCAGAUUUUCUCUGUAUAUAUUUAUUUCAAGGCUAAUCAUUACCGAGCAGGUAGAGGAUGAUCUUAUUGAUAUACAAUUACCUGAGGUAGGCAGACAGGGGCACUUAGAGAAAAUCUUUAUUUUUGGUGAAUUGAUAAGUCUUCCUGGGCAAUUAGGGAAGAUUCUGGAGGAGCAGGGAUAACACCCUUAUAUGUAAGAGUCAUAGUCAUUGAGACACAGGCGAAGAAGGAUGAAUCCAGGUGGGGAUAUAUUCACUCAAUUUAGGAUCAGCCACUCCUCCAGCUCAGGGCUGGAGACAGCGAUCAACAUAGGUCAGUCCCAAAAGCCAAGUGUAGUAGUGCACCCCUGGAGUCCAAGCAUUGGGGGGACUGAGGCAGGAGGAUUGCCACAAGUUUGAGGCCAGCCUGGAGUAUAUAGUGAAUUCAAGGCCAGCCUGAACUAUGUAGUGAGACUGUCUCAACACACAUGCAAACAUUGGUCAGUCACAGUGUUUUCCUUAACAACUCCAUAUUUUUGGCAAAUUUCUGUAAACUUAUCCUUGAAUUCUGAAACCACACUUAGUCCUUGGUCAACUUCCUGUUGACAUUCUUGAAAUGAAAAUCUAGUCAGUAUAGACUGUGUCAAAUAUAUUAAAUAUAUUUGUCAUACUGAACAGUUUCAGUACAUUCUCCAUUUACAAUUGUACGGAAUUUAAAGGGUAAGGAAGAUUUUUGCCAAGGGAUAGGUGUUUUCUGUUUUUUCCUCUUAGUCAAAGGCCCCUAGGAUGCAAUACAACUCUGGAAUCUAACUCAUAUAGUGAGAGUACAGUGGUCAGGCACUCCUUAUUGCUAUGUUAUCUAGCAAGUAGAGGCCUAAGAAGGCAGAGUAGCCUUUGGAAAACAGUUCGUCCUGACUAAAAAGCUGUCUUUAUCCAUGCCAGGGACAGGGUAUAUGACUCUCAUCUUGGGUUGGGCCAGGAGACACCACUGGGGAGGGUGGAGGUUGGGUGUGCUAGAGAUGUGUAUUAUUUGGUUAUGGCUCAUGGCCUCUUUCUACCACCAAUUUUGGUAUUUUUGUUUUUUGGUUUCUUGGUUUUGUUUGUUUUUUAUAUAGUUCAGGCUGACUUUGGACUUUCUAUGUAGCCCAGAGUGGCCUCAAACUUGUGGUGAUAUUCCUGCUUCAGCCCCUGGGAUUACGGAGUUCUGAAUAAUACACACUUUGUAAAAUAUGGAUGAAAAACCUGAAAGAACUAAGCUAUGGGAAGGAGGCUAUGAGAGAACUUACUUAAUGUUGUUGGAGUACUUUGUAGAAGAGUAUUUUGAUCAAAAUCCUAUCAGUCAGUGCAGUUCAAGCUGGUCUUGGGCUCACUUUGUAGCCCAGGCUGGUCUCAACCAUGUAACAAUCGCCUGCCUCAGCCUCCCAAGUGCUGGGAUUACAGGAAUGCAACAUGUUUUCUUUAGUUUUGAAUUUUUAAUUUUUUUUUUUUUUACUUUUUACAUCUUUAUAUACAUCAUCUUUAAGGUAAUUUUUUCCCCCCGCAAGUACCUGGAUAGCAGUUCUAAACCAGGACUUACAUUAGGAGGCUAUUUUUGCCCACAGUGUUCAGCAAAGUACGGUGAGCUUCCUGUUGAAUGUAAAAUAUGUGGUCUUACUUUGGUCUCUGCUCCCCACUUGGUGUGGUCGUAUCAUCAUUUAUUUCCCUUGGAUGCUUUUCAAGAAAUUCCCCUAGAAGAAUAUAAAGGGGAAAGAUUUUGUUAUGGAUGUCAGGGGCAACUGAAGGACCAACAUGUCUAUGUGUGCACUGUGUGCCAGAAUGUAUUUUGUGUGGACUGUGAUGUUUUUGUUCAUGACUCUCUCCACUUUUGUCCUGGCUGCAUUCAUAAGAUUCCAAUUCCUUCAGGUAUUUGAUUCCAGUAUGAGUACACAUAAUGUGUCAAAAAGUGUUGGGCACACCCAUUAUCCCAGCACUCAGGAGGCUGAGGCAGCAAGAUCAUUGAGUUUGAGGCCAGCCUGGGUUACAUAGCAAGUUCAAGGCCACCAUGAACUACAUAGCAAGACUCUGUUUCAAAAAAAAAAAAAAAGAAAAAGAAAUAAAAGAUUUGAAACUAUAAGGUGAUUCUUUAGGGGAAACUCCAGUUAAAACAUGAAGAACAGUUUAAGAGAAAAAUCUGAUAUAAGAAACUUUUUUGUGGCUGGGUGUGUUGGCACACACCUGUAAUCCCAGCACUUGGGAAGCUGAGGCAGGAAGAUAGCUGUGAGUUUGAGGCCACCCUGAGCUGCAUAGUGAACUCAAGGCCAGCCUGAACUACACAGCAAGGAAAAAAAACUUGUUACAAAACUAUUAAGAUUUUGUUUCUUGUCAUAAAAUGCCUGAAAUUCAGUAGUAUUUCAUUCAACAAAUUUUAUAUUAUUUAGAGUCAUGUGUUCAAAGUCCUUGUGCAUUACUAUGUGCAAAUUAUAAUUGAAGUGCAUUAAAUGUUUGUGAUUUAUUUUAAUUCAUUAAUUUAGUGUAAGAAGACAUUAAGAAUACAUUGUAAGAGGUGGGAGUUAAGCUCAGAGGUGUUGAUGCCUGGUACCAAAACAACCAACUAAACAGACAAACAAAAAACACAUUGUAAGAUGGAAGUUAUAUAAUAAUUAUGAAAUGUUAACACUUAUGAAAUAAUGCACUUGCUGCAUCCUCCAGAAUGUUCUGUUUGGACUUAAAAUAUUUGGAGUUCAAUUAUAAAAUCUGAAGUGAAGUUCUCUGGCUGUGACCAACAGGAGGCUUUUAGGUUUAACACACCAACUCACAAGCCCACACCACCCUUGGCACCAAUUCACAAGAAAGAGAUAAAAGAGAACCACAGCCUGGAGCAGGGGCACAUCCCAUCCCGCCAUGGGGUCUGGACACAGCUUUGCAGGCAGGGGUCUCUUAACUGCGAGGCUGGCAUCUUCCCUCUUCGUGGUCACAGGGCUUCCAUGCUUAAACAAUAGUGGAAUUCCAGCAGUGGAAAAAGGUUUUGGCCUCUUUUAUGCACUGCAUUGAUUCCUUUUAAAAUACCAUACAGAAUGCAGGAUGUUGGAUGCCACCAUUUUGGUUGGUGGUUACCUGAGUCUUGCUUGUGUAGUUCAGGCAAAUGAAACCAAAGUUGAGAUAUCUUCUUCUUUGAACCUCAAUUAUUGUCUUCCAUUAUUCUGCGCUGGGUCACUAGGGAAAUUUAGCUGAGAAGAUCUGUUUUUUUGUUUUUGUUUUGGUACCGGAGCUCGAACUCAUGAUCAGGCACUUGCAAAGCAGAUGCCUAUGCCGCUGAGCUAAAUCCCUAGCUCCCAAAAUCUGUUUUUAGGUCCAGUGCAGCUUUAUUGUUGUAGAAUUCUUCAAGAUGUGCCCUGUUGAGAGUGAAUAAAGCUUCCAUUCCGCAACAAA
Cavia porcellus (domestic guinea pig) is the source of this 5110-nucleotide messenger RNA. RefSeq names its product GTF2H2 family member C (gene Gtf2h2c). Bases 2932 to 3612 code for a protein of 226 amino acids. The record is from RefSeq and is a predicted model, not a curated record. Lineage: Eukaryota; Metazoa; Chordata; Mammalia; Rodentia; Caviidae. The transcript has 8 exons. Gene Ontology annotation, molecular function: zinc ion binding. Gene Ontology annotation, biological process: DNA-templated transcription; regulation of transcription by RNA polymerase II; nucleotide-excision repair. Gene Ontology annotation, cellular component: transcription factor TFIIH core complex; transcription factor TFIIH holo complex.